Closterium sp. NIES-67 is the source of this 1652-nucleotide messenger RNA. Lineage: Eukaryota; Viridiplantae; Streptophyta; Zygnematophyceae; Desmidiales; Closteriaceae. The record is from the annotation of a GenBank genome assembly.
AUAAGAGCAAUUAGUUGUACGGACGGGCAGCCUCAAUUUGCCGGCCGCGGAAGCCUCUCCACCGUGCCUGCUGAACGGAAGAGAAGGUUUCUUGAUUUUGUGGGGUACCAGAGACUUUUCGAUGUUCCCGUUUAUUGGAUGGGCCCGUGGCUUGGUGGCGUGGGUGGUUGCCGAAAAAGAUCCUGCCCUUGUUCUCCGAAGAGAAACAGGAAGCGGGGGACGUCGUUGAGUCUCCACGUUUAUUACCUCAGUAGCUCGUAGUUCUAUUCACGCAUUUCCAUCUUCCAUCUCCGCCUCCGUCUCCUCCUUCGGCUCCGCUUUCUAUCUUCACCACUUCCGCAUCUGCAUUUUAGGAGCUGUUCAAUUUCAAUAUGGCCGACGAAGUUCUUCCGGCCGUUGUGUGCGACAACGGAUCCGAUACGGUGAAGGCCGGAUUUGCCGGAGAUGAUGCGCCGCGUGCUGUGUUCCCGACCAUUGUUGGUCGUCCUAGAACGUCGGGUUCGAUGGUAGGAAGGGAUGUCAAGGAUGCUUACGUUGGCGACGAUGCGCAGUCCAAGCGUGGACUGUUGACGCUGAGGUGUCCGAUUGAUCGCGGCAUUGUGACGAACUAUAAUGACAUGGAAAUGGUUUGGCACCACACUUUCUACAACGAGCUUCGUGUCACUCCAGAGGAGCGUCCGGUGCUCCUGACUGAAGUUCCUCUGAAUCCUCAUGCGAAUCGAGAGAUGAUGACGCAGAUGAUGUUUGAGACUUUCAAUGUGCCGGCAAUGGCUGUCGCCAUUCAGGCUGUGCUCUCUCUGUAUGCCAGCGGCCGCACCACGGGUCUUGUUCUGGACUCGGGUAAAAGUGUGACACACGCUGUCCCCAUAUUUGAGGGUCAAGCGCUGACGGAUGCAGUUCUUAGUGUGGAUAUUGGUGGUUUUGAUUUGUCUGACUACCUGCUGAAGACCCUGCUUGAGAAAGGUUACUCUGCUGAGCGGGACAGUGCGAGGGCUAUCAAGGAGAAUCUCGCAUUCGUUGCCAUGGAUUAUGAGGCGGAGCUGCAUGCUGAUGCACAGAACUCGUCCUCUUUUGAGAAGAGCUACGAGCUUCCUGAUGGCCAGGUGGUUACUCUUAGUAACGCGCGCUUCAUGUGCCCAGAACCGCUGUUCAAACCCUCGAUGCUUGGCAAGGAAGGCCUAGGUAUCCACGAGUUGUGCUACGAAUCCACCAUGAAGUGUGACGGCGACAUCAGGAAGGACUUGUACAGCAACAUUGUGCUAAGCGGUGGUACUACAAUGUUCCCUGGACUCGCUGAUCGUUUGGCGACGGAGAUCACCAAGCUUGCUCCAAGCACCAUGAAGGUUGAGGUUAUUGCUCCAGCUAAGCGGAAGUACCUUACCUGGAUUGGUGGAUCUAUGAUUGCGUCUCAGAGCAACUUCAAGUGGAUUUCCAAGGGCGAGUAUGAAGAGUCUGGCUCAUCCAUUGUGCACAGGAAGGGUUGAUGUGCCAUAUUGUGAUGACGUAUGGCUGGCAGGCUUUCAAUUUGGAGUAGUAACCAGCUGCACCUUAGGAAAUGAUGUUUUCAUGCGUGGUGCCACCUUUCUCGUAUGUGGCACAUUUGUAGACCACUUGUAUUCCGAUUUGCAUUCAUCAGAAUCCUGCUAGUUGUG